AUGACUUUAUAUGAUAUGAAAGAGCUGCCACAUUUGGUAAAACCAGCUACUUUGAUACUCAUUAUACUUCAAAUGAUAUUCGUUUUCUCACCCGGUUAUCGAGCAUUUGGUUGGUUUGUCAUCAUGACCACAAUAAUACAGUUAAUUCUAUGUGUACUAGUGUUUAUUGCAAUGUUCGCGAAUAUCACUGCAGUCGUUGAAGCACCGAUGUGGCCAACAGCGGAAAUGACAUAUAGUGGAGUGUUCACGAUUUUUCAAGUGAUCAACUUUUUCUACUUUAUUGUGAACAUGUUUGGACAUUUCAACUUAUUCCUGCUAUUUGGAGUGUUCGAAUCUGCUCUACUUACACUCGUCUGGCUGUUCAACGCUUUCCAAUGGUGGCGUUCACGUACACCACCGCCGUCCUCAACAGGAAAUCAAGCGACGGCCGCUCCACCUCCAAAUUUCGCCCCAUCAUAUCCGGCUGGUGUUAAUCCAGCGUAG
Molecule: messenger RNA, 483 nt
Organism: Necator americanus (New World hookworm)
Lineage: Eukaryota; Metazoa; Nematoda; Chromadorea; Rhabditida; Ancylostomatidae
Exons: 5
Coding region: 1-483 (160 amino acids)
Source: RefSeq, a predicted model, not a curated record